ACAUAAUAAAUUCGUACUUAUCGGUGCGUCGAUAUCGACCGAGCAGCAUUAUUUUGUUUAGCCAUUUUAUUUUCAGAUAGUCUGCAAGUUAAAUAAACGCUGCGAAGAAUAUAUUAAAUUAUUCCAUAGGCAAUAUCAAAAAUUCGCCAAAAUGACUAUUGGCAAGAAUAACAAAAUGAUUCAGCACCUGAAUUAUCGGGUGCGAAUCGUGCUGCAGGAUUCGAGGACAUUCAUCGGCACAUUCAAAGCAUUCGAUAAGCACAUGAAUCUGAUAUUGGGCGACUGCGAGGAGUUCCGCAAGAUCCGCUCCAAGAACUCCAAGGUGCCGGAACGCGAGGAGAAGCGUGUGCUGGGCUUUGUGCUGUUGCGUGGCGAAAACAUUGUUUCACUCACCGUUGAAGGACCACCACCCCCAGAGGAGGGUCUGCCACGAGUGCCCAUUCCUGGCGCUGCACCUGGUCCCGGUAUUGGCCGCGUCGCCGGACGUGGUGUGCCAAUGAACAUCUCGUCGGUGCCAGCCGGUUUGCAGGGCCCCGUUCGUGGUGUGGGCGGACCCGCUCAACAGCACAUGGCGCCCAUGGGGCGAGGUGUGCCGAGAGCGCCGAUGAUGGGCGCACCUCCGCCGGGCAUGAUUCCCGGUGGAAUUCCUUCUAUGCCCGGCGGUCUGGGACGCGGUGCACCGCCACCCAUGAGAGGACCGCCACCAAUGAUGCGUGGCGCACCACCGCCGGGACGGGGUGGCUACUAAAAUUAUCAGCACUCAUCUAUCUUUGUAGUAAAUAAAAACAUAAAUUUCAGUAACAAA
Molecule: messenger RNA, 805 nt
Organism: Drosophila grimshawi
Lineage: Eukaryota; Metazoa; Arthropoda; Insecta; Diptera; Drosophilidae
Gene: SmB
Product: small nuclear ribonucleoprotein-associated protein B
Exons: 2
Coding region: 152-748 (198 amino acids)
Biological process (GO): mRNA splicing, via spliceosome
Cellular component (GO): cytoplasm; U5 snRNP; U2-type prespliceosome
Molecular function (GO): RNA binding
Source: RefSeq, a predicted model, not a curated record